Molecule: messenger RNA, 3990 nt
Organism: Pseudomyrmex gracilis
Lineage: Eukaryota; Metazoa; Arthropoda; Insecta; Hymenoptera; Formicidae
Product: phospholipase A2 A2-actitoxin-Ucs2a
Exons: 5
Coding region: 2886-3635 (249 amino acids)
Biological process (GO): arachidonate secretion; lipid catabolic process; phospholipid metabolic process
Molecular function (GO): calcium ion binding; A2-type glycerophospholipase activity
Source: RefSeq, a predicted model, not a curated record
AUGAAACAUAUUGCUCGGAAAUAUCGCACGCGUGAACUCAUACGACGUAAAUAAAGAAAGAUCUGAUUGAUCUUGCAGAGAGAAUUAACAAAACAAAAAUAAAAUGUCGGAUAAAACAAAUGAUGAAAUUGCAGCAAAAAGAGGUGUAAAAUUGAGACGAAGAUUAAAUCUGAUAACGCAAGCUCACAUCACAUUCAUCGUCGUAUUUUGUUAAUUAUAAACUAGAUACCCAUCUAUUGAAUUUCAUGACGAAAUAAUCAAAGGAUCCAUCAGUGAUUUAUUGCAUUUAAUCUGAUAACUUCUCGAUAUUUCAACUGUAAUAUACGGGGAACAUAAGUAAUUAAAAAUAGUAUAUUCAAAAUCGUAUAUAUGUUCAUCGAUGUGUUCGCGUAAUGUUAUAUUUAAACGUGAAACAUUUCGUUUUGUAUUUCACGUAAAACGUAAACCAUAACGCAUCUCACGUGUUUUGUUACCUUCUUCCCACUCAGGCAACAAUAUUCGUUUUUUUACAUGUGUGUGUUCGUAUUUUAUUACCAACACCUCACAGAGAUCAAUCUCGCGUUUGCGUGCGGAAAAUCAAAGAUAAAUCUUCGAAAUGUUAAAAAGAUACGGGAAUACGAUGUAAAUAAUGAUGUCGUGUGAACUUUCAACUUUUGUUCGGAAAAACAAAGCGCAUUAAGAAUAUUUUGUUAAACUUUUGUGCACGCUUUCCUAAUUUCCGCAACCACGUCAUCCGCGCUCUGUCGUUUAAUAUGUAUAUGUAUAUAAAUUAUGCAGUACGCGACGUGUGCAAUUAGCCUCGUGUGGAAAAUUUCUACCUGCAUCUCAUUGUCUCAUCUCUCGCUAAUAACGGGUAACUUUUGGCCCCCAUCCUCUAAUCACGUCACGAAAUUGACUUCGCCGGCACACACAAAGCGUCAGCGCCGCGGACGAAUCUCCGAAGAAAGUGCAUACACAAUACAUACACACGUCUGAAAAGUAACAAGCCGUAUAUAAUUAAGUCGCUUCACACACAUUACAUACAAGAUCGUCCAACAACGAUCAACACAAUUGUCCAACGCCCAAUUCAGACGCGCAAAGCAAUCUAACCAGAUGAUUUUAUCCAUCUAGUAGACGUAAUUAACUUGCUUAAUUAAAUUCAAUUAACGUACGUACAAUAGAUUAAACACAAGCGCAAUUUUUGCAAUUUACGUAUCGUUUGCCAAACUCGUGCUUCGCUGCGCGCCCUCGAAUUUCACGAAGAAAAAAUUUAUUUCAUUUUUUUUUCAAGCAAAUAUUUGCUUUCCAGUAAUAAUUAUUUUUAGCGGUUGAUUCUCUCGAAAGAUUUUGCGUUAUAUAUUUUCCAUUAAUUAAAUCUUCUUUUUUUAUCUUGUUUAAUAAACGUCGGGAAGUCUACUUCGUCUGCCUACACGUCAAGUGAUGUUAAGGGAAGACCUUCAACAUAUUAAAAUUUUACGUGGUUGCACCAUGGAAACCGCGAAUGAAACGGGAGAAUCGCGUUCGACGGAUUACCGAGAGACCACCGCAUCUAGACUAAUUAAUGUUGCGAAGCAUUACGAUGCCAAUCGUUGAUUAUUAUAUUCCAGCGCGGCUUAAAAGCCAUGAUUCCGAUCGCAUUACUUUAUUUCUGCGAUUUCAAUUUACUUGUCGUUGAGCAAUUCCGAAAGAUGAUGAGUGAUAUAUAUAUAUAUAUAUAAAUUGUGUAAUUUUCACAAGUUUCUUCUACAAAACACGUCGGCCGUAACGAGUGUACAGUUACAGUAAUUCGUUACAGCUAUCUGGACCGCUACCACAAUACCUCCGCGCUCAUAGACACGCCCUGCUAAUUAGCUCAUUAAAAGAUGCAUCACCAUUACACAUCGGCAAUAUUAUCUCAUAUAAUAUGUAUCGUUCAAUUCACUUUGUUGAAUACGAAAUGUUGAUAAAGAAAUUCUCGAGGAAGUAAAUAAACUAAAUUAUAAUUAAUCAAAUAAGAGAGUGAGAGAGAUAUAUAUAUAUAUAUUUGAUACUUUCGCGGUGUGUUAAAAGAAUUCUUGAAGGUUUCAAGUCAUUUUUACACCGACGUUUCAUGCACAUUUCUGAUAAUUUCAUCAAGGUUUCGAGAACAUUCUGAUAUCUGUAUAAAAGUGACACUAAUAUGACAUUAUCGAAAACAAUUUUCAAGAAAAGAGUAAUUAUAAAAAUAAUAAUUUUUAUAAUAUUCAGUCAAAUCACUUAUGAUAAAACAGUGAUAUAAUAAAAUACAUACACAAAAGUUUUAUGUAAUAAAUUUACAUAAAGUCCUUAUGUAAUUAAAAUGUAAAAGAGAAUCUUUCGAACAGUUUCUGUCACGAGUGUUUUAUUUGAAUUUUUGUAAGAGGUUAUCUCUCUCUCACGCGAAUAUAUUUCAAAACACACACACACACACACACGCACAAAGGACUUAUAUACUUCUAUAAAGAAAACCAACUCUUUUGCUGCGUAGUUCAGUUUUGCAAAACAUUAAUCUAAUCUUCUGCACGUGUAGACGUUUUAUCCGCAUUACACUAUCGAAAAAAAAAAAACUACUUUAUGGGUGAAGAUCACAUGAUCCAUUUCAGAGAUAAUUAACGUAUCUUGCCACAAAUUCUGGUUUCUACCAGUCUAAAGUCUUUUCUAAGAAAGACUUAAUUAGGAAAGUGAAAUCGAAAAUAACGAUAUUUUUGCGUCGUGCGAUUGUUCGAACGAAGAAACGGAUGCGCUGCAAUUUUCCCGGCAUUUGUGGAAGAUCGCCGAGAAACCGUUAAAACGGUCAGAAGUGGGAUAAAUGAGAGUAGUUUUACGCUGAGUGGGUCUCAGAUCAAAAAGGUGAAAUACGAUUCCUGACGGUUAGGGAAACCGUCGUUGUACACGCAGAAAAAGUACGCAUGGUUCUCGGCACGCCAUGGAUCGAAAGAUACACGCACUUUUGUACUCAUACAAGACAUGAUGCGGCACUUGCAGGUAACGGUACGCCAGAUGUUCAUAAGAUUCUCGGAGGCGUCGGAACGCGCCAAUAUGAUUAUUCGCACACGUAUAAUGACAUAAAAGAUGACGAAAAUCAAGGAAAUAUUUACAUCGGUCGUAGCGGUGAUCCGUGGAGCGCUUCGUCGCUUAAUUAUGAGGAAGACAUUCGUGUGCGCGUGUCGUCGUCGAUAACCACGACAAAGAACGACACGACGAGAGCGCAGCAAGUCGCGAUGAACGGGAAAGAGACGAGUCAUACUAGAUUCAAGAGAGGGGUGAUACAUCUUUACAAUAUGGUAGUAUGCGCCACGGGAUGUAAUCCUUUGGCUUACAAAGGAUACGGAUGCUACUGCGGAUUUCUAGGAUCCGGCUAUGUAAUCGACGGCAUCGAUCAGUGCUGUAAGAUGCACGAUUGGUGCUACGAUGCCACAGAAUGUGCUAUGUUCUCGGAGUACUUCGUUCCGUAUUACUGGAGAUGUUAUCACGGUUACAAACCUGUUUGCGCGGUUGAGCACGGCAGUUGGGGAGGAUCGGGAUCCUGUGCUCAGCGUUUGUGCGAAUGUGAUCGCUCGUUAGCCGAGUGCCUGAAGAGAUAUCCUUGCCCCACCACCAAAGCAGUUUGUACCUCGUCAGCCUGGAGACUCGUGCAAAAUCUCUUUAUGAUAAUAUGACGUUGUGUAAUAUAGUUUAUUAACGUUAUUUGCGUUUUUUUAAUAACAGACAUUUUAUAAAAUUACGACAAAUUCAAUUUGUCUCAUAUGAGAUAAGAUUUGCUCUUUAAUUUAUUUUCAACAAAAGAGUGCGCACUCGUUCAGAGACUCGUGUCGACCGUUAUAUCGAAAGCGAACAUUAAAUUGCGCAAGUAUGUUAAGCAACGAAAAAAUGUCUGAUUAAUCUUGCAAAUUCAAGUUUUAUAACGCCUAUAAUAUAUAAUUUCUAAUACGCAAACCUGUUUCGUCAAUAUUAAAGUUUACAGAAGAAUAAAGACUCAUAAAGUUUAUGGAAGAGUAAACACUCGUACUAUUU